This is a messenger RNA of Triplophysa dalaica, 1656 nucleotides long. It is a transcript of the gene shhb, whose product is annotated as sonic hedgehog signaling molecule b. The record is from RefSeq and is a predicted model, not a curated record. The transcript has 3 exons. Gene Ontology annotation, molecular function: calcium ion binding; patched binding. Gene Ontology annotation, biological process: regulation of gene expression; cell-cell signaling; protein autoprocessing. Bases 123 to 1373 code for a protein of 416 amino acids. NCBI's taxonomy places the organism in Eukaryota, Metazoa, Chordata, Actinopteri, Cypriniformes, Nemacheilidae.
UGCACCUGCUUGGGUAGUAGUGGUCGUUGGGUAGCAUCCAUCCGCUACGCGCGAGAAGAAACUGUGGACCGUCAGAAGCACAAGUGAGCAACUUUAUACAUCAGAAAAGCUCAUUUAACGUCAUGGAUGUAAGGCUGCAUCUGAAGCAAAUUGCUUUUCUGUCUUUUAUCUGCAUUUUCCUGACGCCUUGUGGAUUAGCCUGUGGUCCUGGUAGAGGUUAUGGAAAACGAAGACACCCAAAGAAAUUAACGCCGUUGGCUUACAAGCAAUUCAUUCCCAACGUUGCCGAGAAAACCCUUGGGGCCAGCGGCAAAUACGAAGGCAAAAUUACAAGGAAUUCUGAGAGAUUUAAGGAAUUGAUUCCCAACUAUAAUCCUGACAUCAUCUUCAAAGACGAGGAAAACACAAAUGCUGACAGACUGAUGACACAGCGUUGUAAGGACAAGCUGAAUUCUUUGGCGAUAUCCGUCAUGAACCAGUGGCCCGGUGUGAAAUUGCGCGUCACGGAGGGCUGGGAUGAGGACGGUCACCAUUUCGAUGAAUCUUUGCACUACGAGGGACGGGCGGUGGACAUAACUACCUCAGACAGGGAUAAGAGCAAGUAUGGGAUGCUGUCAAGGCUUGCGGUGGAGGCUGGAUUUGACUGGGUCUAUUACGAGUCCAAAGCCCACAUACAUUGCUCUGUCAAAGCAGAAAAUUCAGUCGCUGCUAAAUCAGGGGGAUGCUUUCCUGGAUCUGGCACGGUGACACUCGCCGAUGGGAGGAGGAAACAUAUCGAAGAUCUCCAAGUUGGCGACCGGGUUAUGGCUGCGGACGAUACGGGAAAUAUCUCAUUCAGCGACUUUAUAAUGUUCAUGGACCACGACCCGCAUACCAGAAGGCAAUUCCUUGUCAUCGAGACGUCAAAUCCCUCUAUAAAGCUCGCCCUUACAGCAGCGCACCUGGUCUUCGUUGUAAACGGUUCGCCUGUUUCAGGUAUGAUAGCGAAAUUUGCCAGCAACGUGAAGCGUGGAGACAAAGUUCUAGUUUCUGAUGGCACGCACGGGACUUUCAAGAGCGUCACAGUGAAGAGGAUUUACACUGAAGAGUACCAGGGCUCUUACGCGCCCGUCACCGCGCACGGAACCAUUAUUGUGGAUCAGGUGCUGGUGUCUUGCUACGCGGUUAUUGAAAAUCACAGAUGGGCGCAUUGGGCUUUUGCACCGGUCCGAUUAGGUCACAGCUUGAUGACGUGGCUUUUCCCGACUCGUGCUUCAAACGUCACCUUGCAGGAGGACGGCAUCCACUGGUACUCAAACGCGCUCGUUUACAUCGGCUCUUGGCUGCUGGACAGAGACUCCUUCCAUCCCCUUGGGAUUUCACACUUGAGCUGAGACUGCAGCUACAGUAGCCUAUAACAUCAAAUGAACAGACUCUAAUGUAUCUUUAUUUUCUGUAAGAGAAGCCUUAAAGUGUUCAUUGAAUAAUUUAUUUGCAUUGGAUCAUUAAGUCUCUGGAAAUGUUACACUUAUUCAAGCAUGAUGUGACCGUUUUUGCGCAUUUGGGUAAACCUACGAGAGAUUAUAUGUCGGAAAAAUAGGCUUACUUUUAGAGAAAGCACCGAGUUUAUAGUGCUGUGCGAUGUGCAACCGACGGAUCUAUUUUAUUGGAUAAGCA